Messenger RNA from Miniopterus natalensis, 2173 nucleotides. Lineage: Eukaryota; Metazoa; Chordata; Mammalia; Chiroptera; Miniopteridae. The record is from RefSeq and is a predicted model, not a curated record.
GUAUCUCUUUGAGAAUAAAAUGUAUAAACCUAAUUUGUUUUACCAAAAUGCACAAUUUAUAAUACUUAAGUACAGUGACUUUUCCUUAAAAUAUUAGGUGUGAUUAUUUUGUUUUAAACAUACUGUCUCUAAUGUACUUUCUAUUAAUGAGAAAAGUAAAAGAGAAACUACCUGUUCCUAGGAAAUCUCAAAAAAAUAAAAAUCUACAUAUAAUACUAUGUCUUUGGUCAUUAAAGAUAGCUUCUUAUUUGGGAAUUGUUUUAUGUAGGACUUGCCUAAAAAGUACUAAAGAGACAUUAGCAGCUAUUUAGGAUUUCUGACAUUCAAAGUGGUGUAGGUUAACAUGUAGCUAAGCUACUAAUUUGAAAACAUUAAUCAGAAGGAUUUUCUCCUUUUAUGGAACUAUUGCCCUUUUUUCCCCUAAAUAAAAUCUGAAUAAAGGUAGAUUUUUAUAAAGGCUAUAUUGACUAUGUAUCUCUUGUUUUUGUUUCAUGUUUGUCUUUUUAAAAAAGGAACUAUGGUGACACUGAAACUGAAGGAGAGAUUUAUAAUUCCUUAGUGCAAUAUUUUGGUAAUAAUUUGGGGCGAAAAGUUAAAGCAAUGCCAUUAGUUGAAGAAACGUCUUUACUUGAAGAUUCAUCAGUGACUUUGCCUGUGGUAGUAAUAGGAAAUGGACCCUCCGGGAUCUGCCUUUCUUAUAUGUUAUCAGGCUACAGACCAUAUUUAUCAUCAGAAGCAAUACAUCCAAAUACAGUCUUACAUAGUAAAUUACAAGAAGCAAGACAUCUUUCCAUUGUUGAUCAGGAUUUAGAAUACUUGUCUGAGGGCCUUGAAGGCCGAUCAUCCAAUCCAGUUGCAGUACUUUUCGACACACUUCUUCAUCCAGAUGCUGACUUUGGGUAUGACUAUCCAUCCAUUUUGCAUUGGAAAUUAGAACAACACCAUUAUAUUCCUCACUUAGUUCUUGGUAAAGGCCCACCUGGUGGAGCUUGGCAUAAUAUGGAAGGCUCCAUGUUGACAAUCAGCUUUGGAAAUUGGAUGGAGCUACCUGGACUUAAAUUUAAAGAUUGGGUAACUAGCAAACGAAGGAACCUAAAAGGGGAUCGAGUUAUGCCAGAGGAAGUCGCUCGGUACUAUAAGCAUUAUGUAAAAGUCAUGGGUCUUCAGAAGAACUUCAGAGAGAAUACCUACAUUACCUCUGUGUCGAGGCUCUACAGAGACCAGGAAGAUGGUGGUCGUGACAGAGCUAUUUCAGCACAGCGUUUACAGACAGAGAAGUCAAAGUUUAUCAAGAGAAACUGGGAGAUCCGGGGUUAUCAGCGAGUAGCGGAUGGUUCUCGUGUUCCCUUCUGUGUCUUUGCUGAGAACGUAGUUCUGGCAACUGGAACACUGGAUUCUCCUGCCCGUCUGGAGGUUGAAGGGGAAGAUUUUCCUUUUGUGUUUCACUCAAUGCCUGAAUUUGGAGCGGCUGUGAGCAAAGGGAAGUUUCGUGGCAAAGUGGACCCAGUGUUGAUUGUAGGUUCUGGGCUCACUGCAGCUGAUGCAGUGUUGUGUGCUUACAACAACAACAUCCCUGUGAUUCAUGUAUUUCGCAGACGAGUAACUGAUCCAAGUUUAAUUUUCAAGCAGCUUCCUAAAAAGCUGUAUCCAGAAUAUCAUAAGGUCUAUCACAUGAUGUGUACUCAGUCAUAUUCUGCAGACGCCAGUCUUUCAUCUGAUUAUACCAGCUUUCCUGAGCACCAUGUGCUUUCUUUUAAGUCAGACAUGAAAUGCAUCCUUCAGAGUGUCUCUGGGUUGAAGAAAAUACUUAAACUUUCUGCAGCAGUAGUACUGAUAGGUUCUCAUCCCAACCUGUCUUUUCUGAAGGAGCAAGGCUGUUACCUGGGCCAUAACUCGGGCCACCCAAUCACCUGUAAGGGUAAUCCUGUGGAAGUAGAUGUGUACACCUACGAGUGUGUUAAAGAAGCCCACCUUUUUGCACUGGGUCCCUUAGUUGGAGAUAAUUUUGUUCGAUUUUUAAAGGGAGGGGCACUGGGUGUAACACGCUGUUUAGCAACAAGACAGAAGAAAAAGCAGCAUUUAUUUGUUGAAAGAGGAGGAGGAGAUGGGGUAGCUUAAAGCAGGUUUACAAGUAGUUUAUAUGGACAGUUCACCAUUAAAGAUUUUUACUGUU